AAAAAGUUCAAAAUGGCCGGUGGGGGAUUCGCCGUUGAUGCACCAACAAAAGGCUUUGAUGGCAAGAUAACAAUCUCAGUUAUCAUGACGUGCAUCGUUGCUGCGUCGAGUGGACUUAUUUUUGGAUAUGACGUCGGAGUUUCAGGAGGUGUGACAACGAUGAUACCGUUUCUAAAGAAAUUUUUUCCGUCAAUACUGAGAAAGGCAGCUGGUGCCGAAGUAAACAUGUAUUGCGUGUAUGACAGUCAAGUGUUGACGUUGUUCACGUCUUCUCUGUACCUUGCUGGGUUAGUCUCAUCUCUUGCAGCUAGUCGAGUCACGAUGGCGUUGGGUCGGAGAAACACCAUCAUGUUGGGUGGUGCCAUCUUUCUCGUCGGUGGUGCAAUUAAUGGAGGAGCUGAAAAUAUUGCUAUGCUCAUCUUGGGCCGUAUCCUUCUCGGCCUUGGGGUCGGCUUCACUAAUCAAGCUGCACCACUGUACCUGUCUGAAAUCGCUCCACCAAAAUGGCGAGGUGCAUUCAAUACAGGCUUCCAAUUUUUCUUAGGAGUGGGUGUAGUUGCGGCAGGGUGCAUUAAUUAUGGUACUGCAAAGCACAGUUGGGGCUGGCGACUUUCGCUUGGGCUUGCGGUGGUGCCUGCAGCAGUAAUGACCGUUGGUGCGUUCCUUAUAUCCGACACACCAAGCAGCUUGGUUGAACGUGGGAAAUUUGACGAAGCCAGAAUUGCCUUGCGCAAAAUUAGAGGAUCCUCCGUCGAUGUUGAACCCGAGUUGGAAGAACUCAUUAGUUGGUCACAAGUUUCUAAAUCUAUUGACCAAGAGCCCUUCAUGACCAUAUUUGAGAGGCAAUAUCGCCCUCACUUGGUCAUGGCCUUUUUUAUCCCCUUUUUCCAGCAACUUACGGGGAUCAACAUUGUCGCAUUCUAUUCACCUAACCUCUUUCAGUCUGUGGGUUUAGGAAAUGACGCAGCUUUACUUUCUACCAUUAUACUUGGAGUUGUUAACCUGCUUUCUAUUCUCAUAUCCACUUCUUUUGUUGAUCGUUUUGGUCGAAGAUUCUUGUUCAUAACCGGUGGCAUUCUCAUGUUUGCCUGUCAGAUUGCGGUCUCUGUCUUACUAGCAAUGGUGACCGGGAUUCAUGGUACGAAGGAGAUAUCGAAAGGUAACGCGAUUUUGGUGUUGGUGCUACUCUGUUUCUACGCUGCAGGUUUUGGUUGGUCAUGGGGCCCUCUCACCUGGCUAAUUCCCAGUGAAAUUUUCCCCUUAAAAAUCAGAACCACUGGGCAAAGCAUAGCAGUUGGGGUGCAAUUCAUAACACUGUUUGCGUUGUCCCAAACAUUCUUGACAAUGCUUUGCCACUUUAAGUUUGGCGCCUUCUUGUUCUAUGCGAUUUGGAUUGGAGUGAUGACCAUCUUUGUUAUAUUUUUCUUACCCGAGACCAAAGGAAUUCCUUUAGAAUCAAUGUACGUCAUAUGGGGCAAACACUGGUUUUGGCGGCGGUUUGUUAAAGGAGUAGAUGACCAAGCUAAUCUUCCAUGAACUGAAUAUCAAUUUAGGUUUGUUGCUUGUUAGUUGAGUGUGAAAAUUAUUAGCAAUGUCCUUACAUCUAGAUGUUUUGUGUGUACGUAUAACUAAAAACUCUACCACAAUAAAGGCUUGUUUGAUCAUAU
Abrus precatorius (Indian licorice) is the source of this 1667-nucleotide messenger RNA. Its product is annotated as sugar transport protein 5-like. Gene Ontology annotation, molecular function: monosaccharide transmembrane transporter activity. The record is from RefSeq and is a predicted model, not a curated record. The transcript has 4 exons. Lineage: Eukaryota; Viridiplantae; Streptophyta; Magnoliopsida; Fabales; Fabaceae. Bases 13 to 1536 code for a protein of 507 amino acids. Gene Ontology annotation, cellular component: membrane. Gene Ontology annotation, biological process: monosaccharide transmembrane transport.